Messenger RNA from Wickerhamiella sorbophila, 1254 nucleotides. Its product is annotated as Choline-phosphate cytidylyltransferase. The coding region runs from base 1 to 1254 and encodes 417 amino acids. Gene Ontology annotation, biological process: CDP-choline pathway. The record is from RefSeq and is a predicted model, not a curated record. Gene Ontology annotation, molecular function: choline-phosphate cytidylyltransferase activity; phosphatidylcholine binding. Gene Ontology annotation, cellular component: nuclear envelope. The transcript has a single exon. NCBI's taxonomy places the organism in Eukaryota, Fungi, Ascomycota, Dipodascomycetes, Dipodascales, Trichomonascaceae.
AUGACUGGAGCAAGAGAAGCAGAUGCGCCAGCGAAUGCUGGAUCACCAUCAUCCACACCAACAGGAGAGAGUUCUAAGCGAAAGCGCCGCGUUUCAACUGGGGAAUCCCGACGGAAGCGAAACCGCACUAAGGGAUUGCUGAAAUCCCUCAUUUCACUGGAGCCCUACGAUACAGAUAUUGCAGAUAACGCGCAGAUGGAGGAGUUCUGGGGUGAAAAGCUGCCGAGUAAUGAUAGUGAGGUGAAAGAAACUGAGGAAGAGAUUGCCGCACGCAAAGAGGCCGAGCGAAAGGCCGCACUUCGGGAAGCAGAACUAGAUGCCGAGCUGCCAGAAGAGUACCGCAGGUUCAGGCCCCGUGGCUAUCGUUUCAAUUUACCACCCACUGACCGUCCUGUUCGUAUUUAUGCCGACGGAGUCUUCGACCUGUUCCAUUUGGGCCAUAUGAAACAGCUGGAGCAAGCCAAAAAGUCUCUGCCCAACGUCACCAUGAUUGUUGGUGUUCCUUCGGAUAAACUCACACACAAGUACAAGGGAUUGACGGUAUUGGACGACAAGACUCGCUGUGAAUCCCUUACUCACUGCCGCUGGGUCGACGAGGUCGUGCCAAACGCCCCAUGGUCUGUAGACCAAGCAUUCCUCGACAAGCACAAGAUUGACUAUGUUGCCCACGACGAUCUUCCUUACCAAUGCGACGGCGAAGCUGACGUCUAUGCAUUUGUCAAGGAAAAGGGGAAGUUCCUUGCCACGCAGCGGACAGAGGGUAUUUCCACAUCGGAUAUCAUUACCAAAAUUAUCCGUGACUAUGAUUUAUAUUUGAUGCGUAACUUUGCUCGUGGUGUUUCCAGAAAGGACCUUAAUGUUUCGUGGCUCAAAAAGAAUGAGCUUGAUGUGAAGCGUCACGUCAAUGCAUUCAGAAAGUCAUGGCAAGCCAAUUUGAACAAUACCACUAGGGACCUCUACGGCGAUGCACUCGGCUUGAUGCAGAGUGUGUUGAAAUCAAAGGCAUCCUCUGACGAAUUCGAAUCUUCGUACCAGGGGGGCUCGGGGUCGGACCUCAAACCGUCACGGACCUCUGGUGCUAACUCCAACCGGUUCCUUGACAAGGUCCGUGACUGGAUUGACCAGCGGAUUGAGUCUAACUCGGCAGCUCCCAGCGAAACAAACAGUGUGGCGGAGAGUGAAACGGCCAGUGCUCUUAAUACUGACGAUUCAAGUGACGAGGCCUCCGAUGCCGAAUCACAGGAGGAGAGUUGA